AUGAGAUAUUUUAUUGAUUUUUGCAAAGAAUUGGUUGAAGAAAGAAGAAGACACAAAGACAAUAGUGCACGUAAAGAUCUGUUGCAACUGAUGUUGGAUGCUCAACUUGAAGGCCAUGAAAAGUUGGACAAGAAAACUGAACAAGAACUCAAACUGGAAAAUGUAACAGACUGGAGAACAAAAAGAGGUCUUACAGACGUGGAAAUCAUUGCUCAGUGUAUGAUUUUCUUUCUGGCUGGUUUUGACACCACAGCAACCACUCUGUCCUUCUUUGCACACUCCAUAGCAACGAACCCGGAUGUCCAGGAGAAACUUUAUCAAGAAAUAAAAGAAAAACUUGAACAGGAAUCUCCAAAUUAUGAUAAUGUACAGAAGCUGACUUACCUUGACAUGUGUCUGGAUGAAACAUUGAGAAUGUAUCCAAUUGGUUUUCUGUUAUCAAGAGAAUCUAAGGAAGAUUGUAUCAUAAAAGGACUGAAAAUUUCAAAGAAUACAGGAGUCUUAAUUUCUACAAUGACAUUACAUUAUGAUCCCAGAUAUUGGCCCGAACCUGAAAAAUUUGACCCUGAACGCUUCAGUGAGGAAAACAAGGCCAAACAAAUACCCUUCACUUAUCUUCCUUUUGGUGGUGGGCCACGAAUCUGUGCUGGAAUGCGAUUGGCUCAACUUGAAUUCAAGAUGGCUGUUGUACAAAUGCUGAGGAAAUUCCGUCUUGUUUCUUGUGACAAAACUGAAAAGAAAAUUGAAUUUGCAAAAGCAGGGCUGCUUAAGCCGAAAAAUGGAGUCUGGAUUAAAAUUGAACACCGUUGA
Molecule: messenger RNA, 810 nt
Organism: Acanthosepion pharaonis
Lineage: Eukaryota; Metazoa; Mollusca; Cephalopoda; Sepiida; Sepiidae
Source: the annotation of a GenBank genome assembly